CCACUCUUAAGCCCUAGGGAGCAGAGUGCCUGUCACCCAUGGGAGUGCAGAGAGCUGCAGAAAGGCUGUCCGGAGCACAGAUCUCGGUAUUGGAAACGGAGGAGGACCAGGGAUGUGCUAUGCUUCAAACAGUUCCAUCUUUGUUAGACCCCAGAUUGGACAGCCCAAGCCCCCACCAGCCCUGUGGAGAGGAGCAGGAAAGCAGUCUGCCUUUACCGGGAAAUGCAAUCGAUCUGGCAUCAGAAAAGAUCCUCGAGGAGGUGUGCAGGAAGCAGGGAGGCAGCCCCGGGGAGUACGGCCUGAAGUUCCAGAGGAGUGUGCUGGAUCUCUCUUUACAGUGGAGAUUUGCCAGACUGCCCAACAAUGCCAAACUGGAGAUGGUGCCGGUCUCCAGUAGAGCGGGAAUUGGAAACACGGUUCGGAUUGCGUUACAGUUGGAUGAUGGCUCCCGUUUACAGGACACCUUCCUCUGUCAACAGACUUUGUGGGAACUUCUAAAUCAUUUUGAAAAUAUCAGAGAUACAGCCGAUCCCAGUUGGAAGCAAAACCCAUUGAAAGUAAGGCAAGGGGAGCUGAUGGAACAGCGUGGUGAAUUUUCUCCCGUCUGUAUUUACAUGCGAGAUGAGGUAUCAGGAAAAGAUGCUCUGGAGAAGACAACACUGAAGUCACUUGGCCUGACUGGAGGCAGUGCCAUCAUCAGAGUUGUCAUGAAGAAAUGCAGCUCGUCUGGCCAGGAGGAAGCUGUGGGUGCCACGGUGUGGUGUAAUGAGGCUGCAGAGAGUUUAGGCUCUACUGAAGGAGCAGUGGAUGUGCCCCUACCUCAAGCAAACACGUUCCCGAAGGACUUGGACCACAUGGAUGUGGCCAUGUCUUUAAAGAGCUGCACAGACAAACAAGACUCAAUUAGAGAAUCUCAUGCCAGCUUGGAGGAGCAGUGGCCUUCCUCAGAGCUUGAAUCUACCCCAUUUGUCCCUUUUUCUGGAGAUGGGCAGCGUCUGGGGGACUCUUCUGUAGCUGUGCCAUCUCUUGGGUUAGAAAUGCCAUCUUCAAAGCUGCCAACAACUUUCUCCAGCCCUGGAGGCCCUUCUAAGCCAAAGAAGUCUAAGAACAGCCAAGAACCGCAAAAGGAGCAAGAACAGCAUAUGGAGCGAGAGCCACUUGUGUAUCACCUAGACCUGCUAGAAACACCUCCUGCUGGCCCAGAAGAGCUUCCUGAUGAGUUUUUUGAAGUCACAGUGGAUGAUGUACGGAAACGUUUGGCACAGCUGCAGAGUGAGAGGAAACGCCUGGAAGAAGCUCCACUGAUGACAAAAUCUUUCAAGGAGGCUCAGCUGAAGGAAAAGUUAGAGCGUUACCCCAAGGUGGUGCUAAGAGUCCAUUUUCCAGACCGUCAUGUUCUACAGGGGUUCUUCCGUCCUACUGAAACUGUUGGUGUUUUGAGAGACUUCGUAAGAAGCCACCUUGCAAAUGCAGACUUGCCGUUUUACUUGUGUGAGUGUGCGAUUGGUAAUAUUUGUCCUGCUUUCCAAAGCCUGUUCCUAUCUGUGGUGCAUAUGGGAUCUCAUGAAGCCAUGAGAACCAUCUUGAACGAUGAAACUUUGACACUCUUUGAGGCUAAGCUCUUUCCAACUGCUGUCAUUCACUUUGGAUCCAAGGAGUGCAGGGACUGUUACCUGAAAUCGGACCUGCUGAGCUCGCCAGUUUCUCCUUCUGCGGCUGAUCUGUUAGUAGCCAGAUGCUUGUCCACAUCACUAGCUCCUUCUGCCUCGUCAUCUUUAGAAUCAACAAUUCCAUCACUAUCUGAACCAGAAGGGGGAAGUGACAAAAAGGCUGAUGAGCGGCCAGAGCCAGCAAGAGUGCACGAUGCACCACAGGUGUCGAGAAGGGCCCCUGGGAAAAUGCCCAAAUGGCUGAAGCUGCCAGGUGGGAAGAGAUGAAACAUUCCACGCUGCUGGAUCCGUGAGCAGUCAGCUGUACCUCUCUGCUUGUGAACUUAUUCAGAAUGCGUAAGAAAUUGUUGGUGGCCCUGGAGAGAUCUAAUCUGUAUCAAUAGUGGUUAUAAAUAAAAAAAAUGAUAUUUUGGAUGCCAGUUUCACCUUGGGAGGAGUGGAAGGCCUGGUUGUGGUCUGCGUGACUGCAGAAGCAAGGUUAGCAGUUAAAUUUAAGAUUUCUUGCAUGCAAGUAAUUCCUAUGCACUUUCCACAAAGGAAUUUCUUUCUAUCCAUAUUUUUAAAUUCAAAUCUUCCCAGUUCUACCUUCAAUGGUAACUUGAGUUGAGCUGCUUGAAUUCUAGUAGCAAGGUACAGUUUGAUUCAGUUUUAACUACAGUUAAGUGCUGCCUGGAUUGAGACUUCUUGCUGCUCCUCACUGGCUGGGGUUAGCGCUGCUGCUAAUUCUGGGCAUAGGUGGCUGGAAAGGGAGCAAAGAGGGAGCACUUAGGUCGCUUAGAAGAGUUCCAGCAGGCUUUUCCUGUUCUCUUGGUCUGUACUUAACAUCGAUUUCAGUUGCCAGAAUCCCCUUCACAAGAACACGGGUACCUGUUGAUAGACUGUUUCUGCCUCAAGCUCUGUGUUUUGUUUUCACUACUUAAAAUUAUCAUCAGUAAUUCUGGUGAGGGGAGUAACAUCCAGUAAAAGGGUCUCUUCAUGUGACCUUCGAUUUAGGGACCCUGUGGUCCGAAUGUUUCCAUGGCAGUGACUGCUCUCUGCAGUGCAGACAGUGUACGGAGGGGAGCACUAGUCUGGACCAUGGCCUCCGGCAGACCUUGUCCUGGCAGGAAUAUUGUUGGUUAGAGUUGUGCUUAGCGUUGGAGGUGAACUCCAUACUGCCAGAGUAGCCAUGGUGCUAUAUUCUAUUUGAAGUCUUCUCCAUGGAUCAGUAAUUCCUAUUGGACAGCUGGGGUUCCAUGCUACAGUUAUAAUGCAUUUUCCAUUUUCCUUGUGUAGACAAUUGUUCGCUGACCUAUGUGUGCAUCUGCACAAUUUGUAGAUGUAAUAAAGCAGAGUGGCAAUA
Molecule: messenger RNA, 3012 nt
Organism: Cuculus canorus (common cuckoo)
Lineage: Eukaryota; Metazoa; Chordata; Aves; Cuculiformes; Cuculidae
Gene: ASPSCR1
Product: ASPSCR1 tether for SLC2A4, UBX domain containing
Exons: 17
Coding region: 39-1937 (632 amino acids)
Molecular function (GO): protein binding
Source: RefSeq, a predicted model, not a curated record